Molecule: messenger RNA, 1120 nt
Organism: Jaminaea rosea
Lineage: Eukaryota; Fungi; Basidiomycota; Exobasidiomycetes; Microstromatales
Product: Osmotin thaumatin-like protein
Exons: 2
Coding region: 344-1093 (249 amino acids)
Biological process (GO): defense response
Cellular component (GO): extracellular region
Source: RefSeq, a predicted model, not a curated record
CGGCGAUGUCGCCAUGAGAUUUGCCCACCGUGAACGCAAGCAAGCUGACUUUUCAAAAGCCAAACUGCUCACUUCCUGACGACCGUGAUAUUUUGAGGAAUACCGAGCACCGGAGCCAAUGCUUUGGCGGUCUCUUCGGCGAGUGAGAUCCUCCAGCUUGACGGACGCGUGUAACAAUCCGCGCAGCAAAUACAACGGCGAGUCUGCAAAACUGAACAGCUCAGCGGGACUUCACCGCGAUGGCAAGGAAGUGUGAUGGUCGAGUGCGGCCAAGAUAAAUGCCGCCUUUGGAGGCAGGCAUUGUGAGAUCCAUCUCCUCCAGACCAUCCAUUUUGACACUGCGAUGCUCCGACUCAGCCUCUUCGUCGCCGUUGUCACGGCCAGCUUCGCCGUCUCACAAGCCAACGGCACGGUCAUCACGACCAAAAACAAGUGCAACUUCACCGUCUGGCCGGGUAUCUUCUCUGGCGGCGAAGCCAAAGCCAUGGACCUUGGCGGGCAGGGCGGCUAUGAGCUCCCUGCCGGCGUCAGCAAGAGCUUUCCAGUGCCAGACAACUGGUCCGCCGGCCGUAUCUGGGGACGCACAGGGUGUGACUUCUCCAAGCCGGCCCUGGAAGCAUGCAACACCGGGUCGUGCAUUGGUGGCUUGGCAUGCACCCAGCCUGGACUGGAGCCCGUCACUUUGGCCGAAUUCACGCUCGUCCCGGGUGGACAAGACAACUACGACCUCAGCCUUGUUGAUGGUUUCAAUCUUCCCUUAGCUAUCCAGCCUUCGGCGGUCGGCUGCCCUGCUCCUGUCUGUAGCAAGGACAUCAACGCUGAUUGCCCCGCCGAUCUAGACAUUCAAGGCUCCAACGGGGUCGUCGUUGCGUGCAAAUCAUCGUGCCUCGCCACGAGCAGUCACGAGUUCUGCUGCACGGGCGCACAUAGUACGCCGGACACUUGCUCGCCCAAGGGCAACCCGAGCUACGAGGUCUUCAAGAGGAAUUGCCCCGAUGCUUAUGCAUAUGCCUACGACGAGGGCUCCGGGUGUCUCAAGACUUGCAGGCGCGAGGGCACUGCGCCCGACUACACUGUCGUCUUCUGCCCAUGAGGAGCGGCAGAGAUCAAUCUCUAUCAU